Messenger RNA from Diaporthe amygdali, 819 nucleotides. Its product is annotated as bZIP transcription factor. Gene Ontology annotation, cellular component: RNA polymerase II transcription regulator complex. Bases 1 to 819 code for a protein of 272 amino acids. The record is from RefSeq and is a predicted model, not a curated record. The transcript has 4 exons. Lineage: Eukaryota; Fungi; Ascomycota; Sordariomycetes; Diaporthales; Diaporthaceae. Gene Ontology annotation, molecular function: DNA-binding transcription activator activity, RNA polymerase II-specific; transcription cis-regulatory region binding.
AUGGAUCACUCGCAGACGGACUGUUUCGUGGCUACUCAAGAGCCGUAUCACCAGUCUCCCAUCAGCAUUCCUGUUCUGAAAUUCGCACGUUCUAACUCUACUGGCUCCGAAGACUUCAGCACCACAUUGCAAUCAGACGCCUCAACUACCGCCCGAACGAGAAACACCAGAAUUUCGAUCGAAGCGCAGCUCGGUCCAAUUGCGGAUCCUGAUGCUCACUGCAAAGGCCUGAGCCCAGGAGAGACCAUAACUGCUCAGUCAAGGCGCAGGGCUCAGAAUCGUGAUGCUCAGCGAGCUUUCAGGAAGCGGAAAGCGCAGCAUGUCAAAGACUUCGAGGCGAAGGUGGCCUCCUUGGUAACCGCGCAGAACAAGAUUGCCUCUGAGAACGAGAGGCUGAAGCGCGAUCUCCAGGAAGUAAGCCUUGAGAACGCGUUGCUCAAGGCGACCCUCUCGAUCAACGGCGGGCAUCUGCCUGGCCACGACGACGCGCCAGUGAGAACAUGGCCGCUGCAGUACAACUCUCACAUCUUCUGCACAAACUUCCCGUACCCACACCCGAACGAAACGCCAAACCAUCGGAUCGCCACCAACGACAGCGACGAGCGGUUCUAUACUGCAGGUACAACGUGGGAUUAUAUGACGAGUCACAACGGAUAUAAGACGGGCCUGGCGGAUACAGCGGGUACCGGCAACCGCGUGGUGGCCGAACGUGACCAGGAAGAGCAAUGUUUUGAAGAGAAGGACAAGUCCUUCUUCGACGCAUUCGAGGAGACUGUCAACUCUGAGUGCGGCACCGAUACUUACCGAAGGUUUGACUAA